Molecule: messenger RNA, 3008 nt
Organism: Nilaparvata lugens (brown planthopper)
Lineage: Eukaryota; Metazoa; Arthropoda; Insecta; Hemiptera; Delphacidae
Gene: Nmnat
Product: nicotinamide/nicotinic acid mononucleotide adenylyltransferase 1
Exons: 7
Coding region: 270-1310 (346 amino acids)
Biological process (GO): NAD+ biosynthetic process
Molecular function (GO): nicotinate-nucleotide adenylyltransferase activity; nicotinamide-nucleotide adenylyltransferase activity
Source: RefSeq, a predicted model, not a curated record
UUUGACAGACAGCAGACGAACAAAACUGAAAUGGCCUUCCUUCAGUAAAAACCAGAAACUGUAUAAACACAUUACAUCACGUUUAUUUAGGAUUUAAUUUUAGAGAACUUACAUCACAUAAUUUAUACAAUUUUCCGCCUAAAUCUACCUUGAAAUUAAAUAAUAUGCUAGUUCAAGCGUGUUACUGUUAUAGAAUUUUACUUCGUUUGGGAUAGUUUUGUUUGCGAUUAGUUAACUUCAUCUAGUUCUUUAAAAUCUAGUAAAUUGCUAUGAUUCCUACAAAAAUUGUAUUCCUUGCUUGUGGCUCAUUCAACCCACCAACAAAUAUGCAUCUCAGGAUGUUUGAAUUAGCAAGAGAUCAUCUGCAGAAGCUCGGAAAGUACAAGGUUAUAGGAGGAUUAGUGUCUCCAGUUCAUGACAGUUACGGCAAGAAAGAGUUGGUGCAAUCGACACAUCGUUGUGCAAUGCUGAGAUUAGCCCUGCGCAACUCGGAGUGGAUUCAGCUAAGUGACUGGGAAUGCAAUCAGGAGAGCUGGAUGACAACCAUUCAAGUGCUACAAUACCAUCAGGAUAAACUGAAUUCGGCAGUGAAAGGUAUCAGAAAUAGAAAUGAGUGUGAGGAAAAUGACAAUGAAUGCGAUUGGUUGAGGAAUAUCACUCAGCACUGCAGUAAUAAUGAAAAAAUUGUGAUAAAACUAUUAUGCGGAGCUGAUUUACUGGAAUCCUUUGGCACACCGAACCUCUGGUCACCUAUUGAUAUUGAGAAUAUUGUUGGAGACCAUGGCCUCAUUGUUAUAACCAGAGGAGAUUCAAAUCCUUUCAAAUUUAUUUAUGAAUCUGACCAGCUUACUAGAUACCAGAAUAAUAUAGUGAUCGUGACGGAAUGGAUCACGAACGAUAUAAGUUCGACUAAAAUCAGGAGAUCUCUGCGGAGGAAUGAAAGUGUUAAAUAUUUGAUUCAAGAUGAUGUUAUAGACUACAUAAAAAAUAACGGAUUGUAUGCCUCACUUGACAAUAAGUACAAUGAGAAAAACCUGUUAUCGAACGAGCAUCAGAUGUCGAGUAUCUUGCUGACGCCGUCGCCGAACGAACCGCACAUGUUGGGCGGCCAUCGGCUGAGUAUCGACGUGCCCGACAGUGCCGGCCCCGGUAAAUAUGUUGAUAGGAAAAAUGAGCAGAAUGUUAGGCAUGUUGCGCGGGAACGGGUGAAGGCGGCGCCUGGGGUGGCGGUUGCGGUGCAGCUGCUAGACAACCACCACAUCGCCGCCGCCAAGGCAGUGAGGCCUGUCUCUCUUCUGUCCAACGAUUAGUGUUGUUCAUCGGCAACUGUAGAAAUGUUCCUCCUCAAUCUCCUUCUAGUCAGCCAGUUGAUCUGUGAUUCAUGCAUGUGAUCUGAACCGUUUCUUUUGAUAAGACUUGACAGUUUUAUUAUUUGCUCAGAUGUUCACAAAUGCUCUGUUUUAUAUAUAAUAUUUUUCAAAUUUUCAGUUAAUGUUUGAAUUCCAUAUUUGUGUCUUGAUCUGCGUGUAACGUGUUGAGUUUUGCAUGUUAAUUGUAGCCGUUGUCAUUCUAUGAUAAGCAAAGCAGGUGGUUAGAUUUUUGAGAACGACAUUGUUGAUGUGUGAGAUUGAGUGGACCGGCAACCGUAAUGAACUUACUAAUAAUAGUCUACUAUUAUUCAAUGUUUGAGAUGCCUGAUGAAUUUAUGUAUUAGAAUGCUUGAGUACUAUGUUCAGAAAGAAAUGUUUAGGUUAAGAUAUUGUAGAAUGUUCCAUUCCUUUCUCUAUAUGAAAAUUGAGGCUGUUGAACUGUACAGAAAGAAAAAUUAUAUUUUAGGAUUUUAAAAUUUAGGUUUGUAGAAAAUAGCCAGAGAAUGUUUUUUCAUUACAGUAUAUAAACUAACAACAUCUCAACCACGUGUAUGUUAAUAUUUCUGUUUUAUUUGAUCAAGCAUUAGAUUUGGUCAAUUCACCUUUAUUUACCAAUGUAUAAUAACAAUAGGAUGUAUACUGUACAUCAGUCAUCACUUCAAUUUAUGACAGAUCGCAUAUUAAUCCUACUUAUUCUAUAUGAGGGUAUGAAUCUAGUAUAAAUAGUUCGCUCUCUUACAGAGCUAAAACGUCUAUAAAUUUGAAGGACUUGAGUUUCAAUCAUUUUUAUAAAUUAUGAGCAUGGGGUCUUGUCAUAGCAAUUUCAAUCAACAAGAUAGGCCUAGGCGUAAUCCAAUGUGAUCUUCAAUUUGUAAUUUUUUACAGUCUAUAAUUUCGUUUUCCAUGUAUUAUCACCUUACCGAACUCUAAAAUUAUGCAGCAAAAGCGUAGGCCUCCUGAUCAAAUGUCAUUUCUGUUCAAAUUUACACAACAUAAAAUUACAAUUGUUUGAAAAUUGAAAUAACUUCUAUUCAACGAAAAGAAUUACAGGAAGCAUUCCACUUGAGGUUGAAGGGUAGAAAGAACUAAUUCCGCCUAAUAAGAAAUGUUUUGUCCUGGAUAUUUGAUAAAGUUGAGUGGAUAGUAGAUCAGAUUGUUCAUUUAUGUUAAUAGUUCUAUUUAUUAUUUCACUUCAAAUGAUUUUAUGAUUUAUUAUAUAUUCAGUAAACUUGAUUUUCAUAUCGAUCUAUAAAUAAAAAUUGGUAUAUUAAUAGAUUACGGUAUUAAUUAGUCAACUACUUUAUAAAUUACAGUAGGAGUAGGUACUAAAUAAGUAGAAUAUUCAAUUUUGAAUUUGCAUGUAUGUAAUAGGUAUAAAUGUGAUACUGCUAGCGUAUAUAUUUUCUAUCAAUUUUAAUUUAAUUGAGAUUUUUCCAUCACUUAUCAAGGCUUUCUAAUUUAAUCCUAAUAGUAUCAAUUCUAUAAUUUACUUGAAAAUUAAUUGAAUUAUUGGUACCUCUCUAUUACCAUUGGCAAAAGUACUAAAGUCUUAUUUUUAAUUUUUACAAUACAUCACUAUUUAUGUAUAUAAGAUCAAUUAUAUAAUUUUAAUAAAAUACCCAUAUUGUUGUUUUAUUA